Messenger RNA from Exophiala mesophila, 2668 nucleotides. RefSeq lists its product as uncharacterized. NCBI's taxonomy places the organism in Eukaryota, Fungi, Ascomycota, Eurotiomycetes, Chaetothyriales, Herpotrichiellaceae. The record is from RefSeq and is a predicted model, not a curated record. The coding region runs from base 719 to 2305 and encodes 528 amino acids. The transcript has a single exon.
AUUCACCUUUUCCCGAUAUACAUCCCACCUUACCAUCUUCUCACACUUGUUACAUCUUCUGAGACGUCCUCCCUGAUGUUCGUGUUGAUGUCUUGUUUCUCCAGUCAUUCUCAUACCUCGAUCAUUUGUGCCUCUUGAAACCUCAAACCCGUUACCUCUGGCCUUCGACUCUCCUUCUCCCACCUUCUGCUGUUCGACAAGUUGCCUCGAACAAGCUUUGACAUCUGUCAAUUGUCCCUCCUUAGCUUUCCUUUGAGAUUCGCAACCCAGUUCAUUUCACUGCUCUCUCUCUCCCUCUCUCUCUCUGAGCUCAUUGACAUCACUUCACGCGUCCACCCAGACCACCUCGACACAGACACAAUCCUAACCGUCACACGUUUUCUGGGGAAACGCACGGUCCACAUACUGGUCUAAUCCGCGCCGCACCGACUCGACAUCGCGAUCGUGUCACCACUUUGGGUCCUUGUUGACAAAUAUCGCGAGCCUCGUCAACAACUGACGCGAAGACAGCAAUCACCUGACAGUCGCAACUCACAAUCAAAGUAACUCAUACAAGUCUUGUACCCUCGUUCCUCCGACAUCUCCCUUCCCUCCGAUCAACCCCACCUCUUCAUCUUUGAACGACCAGAGUCUCGCUCAAUUGAACCUUCACACACAUAGUGACUCACCCACUGGUCGCACCGUACAAAAGAAAUAAAUCAAGAAAAUUCAAUCCAACAUGGAGACCACGAUGGCGGAUGGUGAGACUGCCUCACAAGGUGCUGCAUUUCCGUGGGUUCUCGAGCAUUUGCUUUCCUAUCCAGGCACCUACGAAAUUCCUCUCCGCACCAUGUACAUCCUCAAUGCCACCACACAGAAUCCUCAGCAGUCACCAAGUACACCCGUCUCUCCAACCGUGCCCGGAAACGCCUUCCCUCGCAAGUCGAGCUCGACACACGAGGACCAACCCAAUGUGACUCCCAUCACAGCUGCUGCACAACUACGCGCCAAUCUCUUGGUGCACAUCUCCCGCUUACCCUCACAGCCAACCUCACUGUCACCCAAACUCAUCAGCAAAUUUGUUCGGCAAUGCUUCCCUCCUGAACUUGAUCAAGUCGACUUUCCCCAAGCUUUGACCGCCAUGGACUAUCUCAAAGACCUGGAGAUUCGAAGACGAAGAGAGGUUGUCGCCGCUUUGGACAAACUGGGCAUCGACCGAGACGACAUCACCCACAAGGAGAAGAUCGCUCUCAAGUACCCUGGCGUGUUACGGUGGGUCAUGGACAUCGAGACCAAGGAGCGUCAAGUCGAGGCCUUGUACACUCAGGUUUUCGUGGGACUAAGGCGAUGGACUAUGAUCAAUGAACUGUCUUUGACCCCUUUCAACAAAGCCAACUGCGUUGCCAUGCUCAACACCUUGUACCCACCCGUCAUCAAGGGCGUUCCUUUCGUUCAACCUACCGCUCAGCUCACCCCUCAGAUACUCAAAUCCCAACGCGAGGCUUUCUUCCGAUACAUCACCUCAGUCGAGAAGGUGGGCACUUCCGUUCUCAGCAAUCUUAUGGAUCAACACAAGGGUGAAGAUGAGACAACCGGCUGGCCCACUUUACGCAGAACGCUGGAGAACUAUGUCCGAAUGGCCAACAGUGUCAUUGAAGAGUGUUACGAAAUCACCGGGAGGGACUACUCGCCCACUGCAUCAUCCUUCAACUCGGUACUCGAAUAUGACGACGACGGUCGACGCAAGAUCGACUCGGCCAUCUCAUUUGGGUCUGGCACGUCUUCUAACCGCAACUCGGGUCAGAGCCAUGCAACUCGACCAAGCACCAGCAGCAGCUUCAGUACUGGGAGCCACGCUCAGGGUCACAGUCGCCAGCAUUCACGAGACAAGCUACUUGAUAAACCACUCCCUCCACCCAAGGAUGAUGACAACAUGAGUUUGCCUCAGAAGCCUGCCGGCUCUACAUUAGAGAGGAUCGCUCGGGAACUUCGACGGAUUAAGAGUAGGAACAAUGUCAAGGAGGAACAAUCACGACCGCGAGCCGUGUCGAAUGCAUCUGACGCGGUCCCGGUUGACCGGUCAGAACAGCCUCCUCCGCCCCCGGCCAAAGACCGGGGACUGAGGAUGAAGCGAAGCCUGCGGAGAAUGAGAUCGACCACCAGUGUUGCGGACAGUGCCAAGUCUCGCCCCGUGAGUCGAAACGAUGGACAAAGCCCAGAACAAACACCGGCCUUUGAUGCCGAUACCAUGAGGGCACGGCGUCAGGAAUGGGAAGCUCACCACAAAUCAGCGAGUCAAGGCACACAAAUGGAGUUUGCUGCAUGAAGUGUAAGGGAGAAAUUUGAACUUUCAGGCGUACUAGAAAUGAGCGGCUACUGCUACCGCAUAUUGGGCAUUGGGAAAAGCCGCAUCAGCGAAUGUUUAAUGAUUACAACAAUGAAGUACCAUGAGAGCACCAAACGUGCUCGGACCCAGCCGCGUCGAGGCAGAAGCCUACAUGCGUGCCGGAAGAGCUCCCACGAGCUGGUGAAACAUGGGUCAGGGGGAAGAUGAAUGGUUAUGAGGUUUUGACCAGAGAAGCCUAAACUCGAGUGUUUGGUUAUCAGACUGGUGACCGCAAGGUCCGGGUUAAAACAAUAACAACGACACAAACAUAUCAGACGUAGUCAAUGAUAAAUUGUCCAUUCA